AUGAGCAUCUGUGAGCAGGUAACUCCCCGGCUAUCUCAUGCCAACUCAGCAGUGGUGCUUUCAGCAGUAAAAGUCCUAAUGAAAUUUCUAGAGUUGUUACCCAAGGACUCUGACUACUAUAAUAGGCUGCUAAAGAAGUUGGCCCCUCCACUUGUCACUUUGCUGUCUGGGGAGCCAGAGGUGCGGUAUGUCGCCCUGAGGAACAUCAACCUAACUGUUCAGAAAAGGCCUGAAAUCUUAAAGCAGGAAAUCAAAGUCUUCUUUGUGAAGUAUAAUGAUCCCAUCUAUGUUAAACUAGAGAAGCUGGACAUCAUGAUUCAUUUGGCAUCCCAAGCCAGUAUUGCUCAGGUGCUGGCAGAGCUGAAGGAAUAUGCCACGGAGGUGGAUGCUGACUUUGUUCACAAAGCUGUGAGGGCCAUUGGACGGUGUGCCAUCAAGGUGGAGCAAUCUGCAGAACGUUGUGUGAGCACAUUGCUUGAUCUCAUCCAAACCAAAGUAAAUUAUGUGGUCCAAGAGGCGAUAGUUAUCAUCAGGGACAUCUACAAGUAUCCCAACAAGUAUGAAAGCAUCAUUGCCACUCUGUGUGAGAACUUAGACUCUCUGGAUGAGCCAGAUGCAUGAGCAGCUAUGAUUUGGAUUGUGGGCGAAUAUGCUGAACGAAUUGACAAUGCAGAUGAAUUACUAGAGAGCUUCCUGGAGGGUUUUCAUGAUGAGAGCACCCAAGUGCAACUCACUCUGCUCACUGCCAUAGUGAAGCUGUUUCUCAAGAAACCAUCAGAAACACAGGAGCUGGUACAGCAGGUCUUGAGUUUGGCAACACAGGAUUCUGAUAAUCCUGACCUUUGAGACAGGGGCUAUAUUUAUUGGUGGCUUCUCUCAACCGACCCUGUCACAGCCAAAGUAGUAGUCUUGUCUGAGAAGCCACUGAUCUCUGAGGAGACAGAUCUUAUUGAGCCAACUCUGCUGGAUGAGCUAAUCUGCCACAUUGGCUCUUUGGCCUCUGUGUACCACAAGCCUCCCAAUGCUUCUGUGGAAGGAAGUCACGGAAUCCAUUGCAAACACUUGCCAAUACAUCAUGGGAGCACUGAUGCAGGUGACAGUCCUGUUGGCACCGCCACUGCUACCAACCUGGAACAGACUCAGGUUAUUCCCUCUCAAGGUGACCUUGAUCUCGGUCCACCAGUCAAUGUGCCACAGGUAACCUCCAUGCAGAUGGGAGUAGUGGAUCUCUUUGGAGGAGGACUAGAUAGUCUGGUGGGACAAUCCUUCAUUCCAUCAUCAGUGCCUGCAACCUUUGCUCCUUCACCUACUCUUGUGGUCAGCAGUUGUCUGAAUGAUCUAUUUGAACUCUCUACGGGGAUAGGCAUGGUCCAUGGUGGAUAUGUGGCUCCUAAGGCUGUCUGGCUGCCUGCAGUAAAGGCCAAAGGCUUGGAGAUUUCUGGAACAUUUACUCAUUGUCAGGGACACAUCUAUAUGGAAAUGAACUUCACUAACAAAGCUCUGCAGCAUAUGACAGACUUUGCAAUCCAGUUUAACAAGAAUAGCUUUGGCGUCAUCCCCAGCACUCCUCUGGCCAUCCAUACACCACUGAUGCCAAAUCAGAGCAUUGAUGCCUACCUGCCUCUCAACACCUUGGGUCCAGUCAUGAAGAUGGAAGCUCUGAAUAACCUACAGGUAGCUGUGAAAAACAAUAUUGAUGUCUUCUACUUCAGCUGCCUCAUCCCACUCAAUGUGCUUUUUGUAGAAGAUGGCAAAAUGGAGUGCCAGGUCUUUCUUGCAACAUGGAAGGGUAUUCCCAGUGAAAAUGAACUUCAGUUUCAGAUUAAAGAAUGUCAUUUAAAUGCUGACACUGUUUCCAGCAAGUUGCAAAACAACAACGUUUAUACUAUUGUCAAGAGGAAUGUGGAAGGGCAGGACAUGCUGUACCAAUCUCUGAAGCUCACUAAUGGCAUUUGGAUCUUGGCUGAGCUAUGUAUCCAGCAUGGAAAGCCCAAUUAUACACUGUUGCUGAAGUGUAGAGCUCCUGAAGUCUCUCAGUACAUCUAUCAGGUCUACGACAGCAUUUUGAAAAACUAAUAGACUGCUCUGGUGCCCUCCGGCCACCCUGUGAACAGUGCAAGCCAAGAACUCUUAACUAGAAGAAAUUGUUUUGCCGUGUAGAAGCUGAACCUAAAUACACUGA
Molecule: messenger RNA, 2182 nt
Organism: Myotis myotis
Lineage: Eukaryota; Metazoa; Chordata; Mammalia; Chiroptera; Vespertilionidae
Product: AP-2 complex subunit beta-like
Biological process (GO): vesicle-mediated transport; intracellular protein transport
Cellular component (GO): clathrin adaptor complex; membrane coat
Molecular function (GO): clathrin binding
Source: RefSeq, a predicted model, not a curated record